GAGCUGGCGUUUUGUUUUGUUUUGUUUUUUUGCUGCCACACACGAGCAAGCAAGCACAAGAAGAAGACGCAGAGGCGAAGAUUCUCCGCCAAUUGUCUGCCUUCCACCCCUCCCCCCUCACCGCCAGCACCCACCAACCAGCACCACCAAGCAGCACCACCUUGCAGUGCCACCACCAACCCAACAGCACCUUGCAGUGCCACCAGCCAGCCAGUACAGUACCCCGUGCCCAAACAACAAAAAGACAAAAGGAAGGACAACAAGCAAGAAGAAGGACGAGCAAUGGAUGUGUUUGAGCUGUCGCCGCUGCUUGGUUGCUUGCAAUCCUCGUUUCUCUCCACGUGACACAUGAUUCUCGAGCACAGCUGUCCGCCUUUUGCCGCUGGCACUGUGACUCAGCAUGAGCGAGCGGGGAAAGAUUGCUUCGGGGACUGCGCCAGUGCAUCCCAUGGCGGUGGAUGUGUCAUUGCUGGCCGAUGUGUCAUCUGCGUCUUGACCAUUCCCCUUUCCCUGUGGCUCUCGCUGUGGUCUGAGUGCAUCCAUCCAUGCGGAUGACUCGCAUUUCUCGCUUCCAUCUUGCAGCUUGUGCUUCCUGUCGCCCAUUAUGAGCUCGUCGUAUCAUCGCCAGAAGGGCAAUGAGGUGUUCAAGCGCCUUGUUGGGGACGUGUCUCGGAAUGUGUUGCUGGACCGCUUCGAAGAGUGCGUUCGGCACUACCAUGCGGCGAAGAGCACGGCGACAAGUGAGGCGGACUUAGCGUCCGCGAACAAGAACCUGUACAACGUGCACAUGAAGUACAUUUGCAUGGGCCUGGGCUCCGUGGCUGAGGCCCAGUACCACCUGCGCAUGAUGUGGCUGGCGCAUGGGGAUGCGUACCGCAGCGGCAAGGCGUGCAAGCCAUUGGAGUGGCUGCAGGAAUUGACUUCACGUGCCGAGGAGCGGCUUGGGGAUGUGCUGGACACGCUGCGAUCGCACUACGACAUGGAUGGCGAGGCGUGCAUGCAUGCGCUGUGCAGCCUGUGCUUCUCCGGCGUGCCCACAAGCCCCGUGAUGCACUGCAGGCUGAACAGCCACGUUGGUCUGCUCAUGUUCCAGCGAGCGGCUGUUGCCCUCGAGAAGAAGGAGUACAUGCACGCGCUGAGUGUGCUUGGCGAGGCGCAGCGGUCGUGCGUGGAGGCGGCACAGGCCAUGGACAAGCUUGGUGCGGACGGCGUUGAUGUGUCGCUGACGCUGUCGUCGGAGGUGGAAGUGCUGCAAGAGGACAUCACUAGGCACACGUUCAUUGCCCGCAGCCAACAGAGCCUGGCACAGGCCAAGCAGCACUUUGAGGAGGCGAUCCUCGGGGACGACACGCUGAACAUGACGCUCAUCUACCAUGCGCUUGACAGCAUUCGCUACUGCACGCAGCUCGCCGAGGGCAAGGACGUCGAGACGGAGGCGGAGGCGUGGGCCCUCCUCGGCCGCAUCUACGCAGGGGUGCUGAAGCAGCCGCUGCGCGGGAAGGAGUUUUGCCAGCAGAGCAUCCGGCUUGCCCUGAGCAUGGCGCCCAAGAACUUUGGCACCGUCGACUGGUUCGUGAGGGCGUCGGAGUUUGUGCGGGAGCAGAACGAGCGGCGGGACCGCGAGGACAGCGCGUGGAAGACGGAGCACCUCGAAGCGCUCAAGGACGAGCUGGACACGCUGCGGACCAUGGCGGCGAGCGCAAAGGAGCAGGGCAAGGUGACGCCUGCGAGCGACGAUGCGGAGACGGAGAGGAACAAGAAGGAGGAGGACAAGACGCAUCUGCACAAGCUGCUGGAGCACCUGUACACGAAGCAUGCGCCCAAGGACGCGACGUACACGCUUGAGUUUCCGAUUGACGGGAACGAGAAGACGCGGCUGAAGAAGGCGCUGUUCCACUACCACCCCGACAAGACGGCGAACAAGUGCGCCGAGGACCGCUGGCGCGUGUUUUUCGAGGAGGCCACCAAGAUCCUAACCGGCAUCUUCGAGCUGCACAAGUGA
Messenger RNA from Salpingoeca rosetta, 2002 nucleotides. RefSeq lists its product as uncharacterized. The transcript has 4 exons. The record is from RefSeq and is a predicted model, not a curated record. Bases 605 to 2002 code for a protein of 465 amino acids. NCBI's taxonomy places the organism in Eukaryota, Choanoflagellata, Craspedida, Salpingoecidae.